Messenger RNA from Exophiala bonariae, 690 nucleotides. RefSeq lists its product as uncharacterized. Lineage: Eukaryota; Fungi; Ascomycota; Eurotiomycetes; Chaetothyriales; Herpotrichiellaceae. Bases 1 to 690 code for a protein of 229 amino acids. The transcript has 2 exons. The record is from RefSeq and is a predicted model, not a curated record.
AUGUCAGGUCCUUACGAUUCAUACGGCGGUGGCCAGAACUACGGUGGCCAGCAGCAAUAUGGCCAGCAACAGAAUUAUGGAGGCGGUUAUCCGCCUCAGACUGGCUAUGACCAGAAUCAAGGUGGCUAUGGACAGCAACAGCAAUAUGGACAGCAACAACAGAACUAUGGUGGUGGCUACCAGCAAGAUCAGAACUUCGGCCCACCCCGCCGCCAGGACUCUUUCGGUCCUCCCCAACAUGGUGGCUUCCAACACGGCCAAGCAGGAGGCCAAUAUGGUCAAUAUGACGCCAGUAACCCACAGGGCCAGCCCAGCUACUACGGCUCCCAACAGGGUGGCGACGCCUACUCACAAAACCAAGCCUACCAGCAGCAGUGGGCGCAGGGUGGUCAACAACAAGGAGGUUCACAACCAUAUGCCGGUGAUCAUCAAUUCGCCAAACAAUCAUCCGAUCCCAACGCCCCUAACUAUGAUCCCAGUGCGCCCCCAAUGUCAGACCAGGACAGAGGCUUGAUGGGCGCCAUUGGAGGCGGUUUGGGUGGUGCGUUCCUCGGAAAGAAGGCUAACCACGGCUUCUUGGGCACAGUCGGUGGUGCUAUCUUGGGCAGCGUGACAGAGGAUCUCUUCAAGAACAAGAAGAAGACUCACGGCUCCUCCAACAGCAGCUGGGGAGGUUCCGGCAGAUACUGA